UUUCAUGCGCGGGUCGGGCCGGUCUGGACAAGGACGACGUGCGCAGUGUGAGAGAACAGGAGGGACAGAAACGCGUCCUGAGGAACACUCGUCGCUCGCGCCAGCACGCUGCAAGCAAGGAAGGGAAGGGAAGGGGAGGGGAGGCCACCGGUGGGACGCAAGAGAAGGGAAGCGCAGGCACGAAGGAAAGAAGGAAGGAAGGAAGGAAGGCAGGCAGGCAGGCAGGGCAGGCCUGGACUCUGGAGGGAGGACUGCUGUUGUAAAGGCUUCUGUCUUCUUCUCCUUUACUCCUCUUGGAGACUUGGGUAUGCGAGACUGACGCUCUCUCGAUCUUUUCUGUCUGCUAGUUCUUCUGUCCCUCGCUUUCUCUUUGUGUGACGACGAAGAAGAAAGCUGCUUUUGAUUCCUUCCUCCUCCGUUCCCGUCGUCUGUCCAUUCUACUCCAUUCCACUCCACCCCAUUCUAUUUCCCUUCCUUCUGCCUCUCCCUCCCAUAUCUUUUCUUUUCUGUUCUUUUCUUCUCAAUGUGGGCAGUCUGAUUCGGUUUCCGUGUCCCCCUUGUUGAGGUUUCUUCUUGUUGGACAUUGGUUGCGUGGUUCAUCGGUUAUCGUUCUCUGCGCUCUCCGACAGAGGGAAGUUGGCGCUUGAACUGGGGUUUGUACCAAAUCUGGUGUUGAGGAUCGUUCUGCAUUGACAAUCUGGGAGUAUCUGUUUCUUGCAAGUCGACCGAGGCGUUUUCGGUGGAGGUUGGACGAGAAGUGAAGGCUCGAUCCGGUUGAAAACCUUGAUCGGUACCGUAUCUGCAUUCUAAGACGAUGCCGGAACACACGGUUCGGGUUGGCGGUGUCUCACUUCGUGCCUCGGAACAUGACAUUCGGGAUUUCUUCUCCUUCUCUGGAGAAAUCACUCACAUCGAGCUUCAGAGAGAAGGAGACUGGUCACAGGUCGCGUACGUAACUUUCAAAAAUGCCGAUGCCCUUGAGACCGCCCUGCUUCUUUCGGGAGCAACGAUUGUGGAUCAAUCAGUGAGCAUCAUUCCCAUGGAGGGAUAUGUCCUGCCUCGUUCUCCGCACAGCGACGAUGAAUUGCAUGGAGAACCACUGAGUGCACCGGCACAGGAGAACAAGGCACAGGCUGUUAUUACAGAAAUGCUUGCAAAAGGAUAUCUGGUCGGCAAGGAUGCGAUGGCCAAGGCGAAGCAGUUUGACGAGAAGCAUGGAUUGACUGCUACAGCUGCGGCUACUGUAGUUUCAGUUGACAAGAAGCUGGGUUUGACUGAAAAAAUAACUGCAGGUACAUCUGUGGUCAAUCAGCAGUUGAAGGCUGUUGAUGAAAAGUACCAAGUUUCUGGGAAAACUAAAUCAGCUUUUGCUGUUGCCGAGGAGAAGGUGAAUACCGCUGGUUCUGCUAUAAUGAAAAACAGGUAUGUCUUGACUGGAGCGAGCUGGAUGGCCAAUACAUUCAACAAAGUUAAGAUGGCUGCAGGUGAAGUUGGUCAGAAAGUGAGAGAGAAGGCUGUCGUAGGUGAAACAACGCAUAGAGAGGAUCACGAUGAGCAUCCUUAUGGAGGGGAUGGUUACUCUAGAGUGCACACCGAGCCUGCAGCUGUCUCCUUGAGUUCAGCAGCUGACAACGCACCUCAGAGGUAUCCAAGUUCCCGUGGAUUCGAGGCCCCUUUGCAUGCAUAUUCUGGGUCUGCUGGUGGAGAGCCAACAAAACCACCACCAGCGCAAGGCUUGGUGCUCUAGGCAAGUUGCAAGUAACUUCCACUCGACAUAGGGAAAAUUAUUGUGUAAAUAGAAUUUUAUCUGUCCAUCAAAGUAAUAUCAUUUAGCUUGACCAACAUUUACACUGUUUACUUGUAUGACAGUCAUAAUUGUUUUGAAUGUAA
Molecule: messenger RNA, 1890 nt
Organism: Marchantia polymorpha subsp. ruderalis
Lineage: Eukaryota; Viridiplantae; Streptophyta; Marchantiopsida; Marchantiales; Marchantiaceae
Source: the annotation of a GenBank genome assembly